AUGCGCCUCGGUUUCUUCUCCAUAAAUUCUCCGUCCUACGGCCUCGAGAUUACCCGCAAGCUUCGCAUCUGUGUGGGCGACAAGCUGAUGGCCCGUGCCAAAAUCACGGCGGUUCCCCGAUCUUCCUCGUCCAAAGUAUCAGGGCUCUCAAGGCACGGCCAUGGACGCGCGACGAAGAUGUGUCUAUUUGCGAGCUGGGGAGGUGUCUUGCUGAUCACAUAA
Molecule: messenger RNA, 222 nt
Organism: Plenodomus lingam JN3
Lineage: Eukaryota; Fungi; Ascomycota; Dothideomycetes; Pleosporales; Leptosphaeriaceae
Source: RefSeq, a predicted model, not a curated record